AUGAUCUAUGAGCAUUUCUCAUGGAUGUCUGAUAGGGAAAAGCUUAGAGUGGUUUGGUUGGUUUUGGUUUUUUUCUUAAUAUUAUGUGUGUGCUUCUUGCAAGUGACUUUAGCAUCGGGACAGUUUGAGUUGGAGAUCUUAUCCAUGCAAAAUGUGAAUGGUGAACUGCAAAAUGGAAAUUGCUGUGAUGGCACCCGAAACCCAGGAGAUGGAAAAUGCACCAGAGACGAGUGUGAUACCUAUUUUAAAGUUUGCCUGAAGGAGUAUCAAUCGCGGGUCACUGCUGGCGGUCCUUGCAGCUUUGGAUCCAAAUCCACUCCCGUCAUCGGAGGAAAUACCUUCAAUUUAAAGUACAACCGGAAUAAUGAAAAGAACCGGAUUGUUAUCCCUUUCAGCUUCGCCUGGCCGAGAUCCUACACAUUGCUUGUUGAGGCAUGGGAUUACAAUGAUAACUCUACUAAUCCUGAUCGUGUUAUUGAGAAGGCAUCCCACUCUGGCAUGAUCAAUCCAAGCCGUCAGUGGCAGACUUUGAAACAUAAUGCAGGAGUUGCCCACUUUGAGUAUCAAAUCCGUGUGACUUGUGCAGAACAUUACUAUGGCUUUGGCUGCAACAAGUUUUGUCGACCAAGAGAUGACUUCUUCACUCACCAUACCUGUGACCAGAAUGGUAACAAAACCUGCUUGGAAGGCUGGAUGGGACCAGAAUGCAACAAAGCUAUUUGUCGUCAGGGAUGUAGCCCCAAGCACGGUUCUUGCACAAUUCCAGGAGAGUGCAGGUGUCAGUAUGGAUGGCAAGGCCAGUACUGUGAUAAGUGCAUUCCACACCCAGGAUGUGUCCAUGGCACUUGCAUUGAACCAUGGCAAUGCCUCUGUGAAACCAACUGGGGUGGUCAGCUCUGUGACAAAGAUCUGAACUACUGUGGAACCCACGCACCCUGUUUGAAUGGUGGUACCUGCAGCAACACUGGCCCUGAUAAAUACCAAUGUUCCUGCCCUGAGGGCUACUCAGGACAGAACUGUGAAAUCGCGGAGCACGCCUGCCUCUCCGAUCCUUGUCACAAUGGAGGAAGCUGCUUAGAGACGUCCACAGGAUUUGAAUGUGUGUGUGCGCCUGGCUGGGCUGGACCAACUUGCACUGAUAAUAUUGAUGAUUGUUCUCCAAAUCCCUGUGGUCACGGAGGAACUUGCCAAGAUCUAGUUGAUGGAUUUAAGUGUAUUUGCCCACCUCAGUGGACUGGCAAAACGUGCCAGCUAGAUGCGAAUGAAUGUGAGGGCAAACCCUGUGUCAAUGCCAACUCCUGCAGGAACCUGAUUGGCAGCUACUAUUGUGACUGCAUUACUGGCUGGUCUGGCCACAACUGUGAUAUAAAUAUUAACGACUGUCGUGGACAAUGUCAGAAUGGAGGAUCCUGUCGGGACUUGGUUAAUGGUUAUCGGUGUAUCUGUUCACCUGGCUAUGCAGGAGAUCACUGUGAGAAAGACAUCAAUGAAUGUGCAAGUAACCCUUGCAUGAAUGGGGGUCAUUGCCAGGAUGAAAUCAAUGGAUUCCAAUGUCUGUGUCCCGCUGGUUUCUCAGGAAACCUCUGUCAGCUGGACAUCGAUUACUGUGAGCCAAAUCCUUGCCAGAACGGUGCCCAGUGCUUCAAUCUCGCUAUGGACUAUUUCUGUAACUGCCCGGAAGAUUAUGAAGGGAAGAACUGCUCCCACCUGAAAGAUCACUGCCGCACAACUCCUUGUGAAGUAAUUGACAGCUGUACUGUGGCAGUAGCUUCCAACAGCACACCAGAAGGGGUUCGUUAUAUUUCUUCAAAUGUCUGUGGUCCUCACGGAAAAUGCAAGAGCCAAGCGGGUGGAAAAUUCACCUGUGAAUGCAACAAAGGAUUCACUGGCACCUACUGUCAUGAGAAUAUUAAUGACUGCGAGAGCAACCCCUGUAAAAAUGGUGGCACUUGUAUCGAUGGCAUCAACUCCUACAAAUGUAUUUGUAGUGACGGAUGGGAAGGAACGUAUUGUGAAACAAAUAUUAACGACUGCAGUAAAAACCUUUGCCACAAUGGAGGAACUUGCCGAGACUUGGUCAAUGACUUCUUCUGUGAAUGUAAAAAUGGGUGGAAAGGAAAAACUUGCCACUCCCGUGACAGCCAGUGCGAUGAGGCAACAUGCAACAACGGAGGAACAUGUUACGACGAGGGGGACACUUUCAAGUGCAUGUGUCCUGCAGGAUGGGAAGGAGCCACUUGUAAUAUAGCAAGGAACAGCAGCUGCCUGCCAAACCCCUGUCAUAACGGUGGUACCUGUGUGGUCAGCGGGGAUUCUUUUACUUGUGUCUGCAAGGAGGGCUGGGAAGGACCCACAUGUACUCAGAACACAAACGACUGCAGUCCUCAUCCUUGUUAUAAUAGUGGCACUUGUGUGGAUGGAGACAACUGGUACCGCUGUGAAUGUGCUCCAGGCUUCGCAGGUCCGGACUGCAGGAUCAAUAUCAACGAAUGCCAGUCUUCACCCUGUGCCUUCGGAGCUACGUGCAUAGACGAAAUUAACGGGUACCGUUGCAUUUGCCCACCAGGUCGUAGUGGUCCAGGAUGCCAAGAAGUUACAGGAAGGCCUUGCAUUACCAGCGUUCGAGUAAUGCCAGAUGGGGCUAAGUGGGAUGAUGACUGUAAUACCUGUCAGUGUUUGAAUGGAAAAGUCACCUGUUCUAAGGUUUGGUGUGGUCCUCGGCCUUGUGUCAUACACGCCAAAGGUCAUAACGACUGCCCAGCUGGACACGCCUGUGUUCCUGUGAAAGACGACCACUGCUUCACCCACCCUUGUGCUGCAGUGGGUGAAUGUUGGCCUUCCAAUCAACAGCCUGUGAAGACCAAAUGCAAUUCUGAUUCGUACUACCAAGACAACUGUGCCAACAUCACCUUUACCUUUAAUAAAGAAAUGAUGGCACCGGGACUUACCACAGAGCACAUUUGCAGUGAAUUGAGGAAUCUGAAUAUUCUGAAGAAUGUUUCUGUUGAAUAUUCCAUCUACAUUACCUGUGAGCCUUCACACUUGGCAAAUAAUGAAAUACAUGUUGCUAUUUCUGCAGAAGAUAUAGGGGAAGAUGAAAACCCCGUCAAAGACAUCACAGAUAAAAUUAUUGACCUGGUCAGCAAGCGCGAUGGUAACAACACACUAAUUGCUGCGGUUGCGGAAGUCAGAGUACAGCGGCGACCAGUUAAAAACAAAACAGAUUUCUUGGUGCCGUUGCUGAGCUCGGUCCUCACAGUAGCCUGGAUCUGUUGCCUGGUCACUGUUUUUUAUUGGUGCAUUCGAAAGCGCAGAAAGCAGAGCAGCCAUACCCACACGGCGUCCGACGACAACACUACCAACAACGUAAGGGAGCAGCUGAACCAGAUAAAAAACCCCAUUGAGAAACACGGAGCAAAUACUGUCCCCAUUAAAGACUACGAAAACAAAAACUCUAAAAUCGCCAAAAUAAGGACACACAAUUCCGAGGUGGAGGAAGACGACAUGGACAAACACCAGCAGAAGGCCCGAUUUGCCAAGCAGCCAGCGUACACUUUGGUAGACAGAGAUGAAAAGCCCCCCAACAGCACACCCACAAAACACCCGAACUGGACAAAUAAACAAGACAACAGAGACUUGGAAAGUGCACAAAGCCUAAAUCGAAUGGAGUACAUCGUAUAGCAGACAGUGGGGUGCUGCCGUGCAGGGCCUUUAAAUAUCAUUAUAAAGGCACUCAAGAGCUUGUAGUUCUUAAACUGUUGUGUAAUAUUUGAGUCGAAGGCUAUUAUUUACUUAGAAUCCCUGUGUUAAUUUAAGUUUUGACAAGCUGGCUUACACUGGCAAUGAUAGUUGCUGUGGUUGGCUGGAAUACCAAGUGCUGCAUUUCACAUCUAUGCAAAACUAGUCAAAAGUGCCCUCCUGUCAAUUCAGCUGUAGCUGAUACAUCACGGAAACGUUCCAGAAGGUAUCACAUAGCCUUAUCACUCUUCCUUAGUGUUCACUUUUUUUUCUCUGCCAGAUGUUCCGAUUUAUACAGUUUCUUUAGAAGAAUACCUUUUAUUUAUAUUUAUUGAAUUUGAGUUUUUUGUAUAUUGGUUUUAUGGUGACGUACAACUAGUUCUGUAUUUGAAAGUGCCUUUGCAGCUCAGAACCACAGCAACUAUCAAAAAUAAGUUUAUUAUUUAUUUUUUUAUUGUAUUUUUGUUGGGGGCGGGUGGGGGGAACUUGUCAGCAGUUGCUGGUAAAUGAAGAAUUUAAAAGAGGAAAAUGUGUCAAAAAUAGAAGUUUGUAUAGAUAUGUAAAUAAUUCUUUUUUUAUUAAUCACUGUGUAUAUUUGAUUUAUUAACUUAAUAAUCAAGAGCCUUAAAAUAUCAUUCCUUUUUAUUUAUAUGUAUGUGUUUAGAGUUGAAGGUUUUUGAUAGCAUUGUAAGCUUGUGGCUUCUCUAUUUUGAAUUUAUUUUCUUGUUACGUGUUGCCUAUAUGCCAAAACUAAGGUGUUCUAAAAUAGUUUAUUUUUAAUAGGAUGGGCUUUCAUGCCUUGAUGCUGGUUUUUGUACAAUGUCAAACAUUUGAAACACCUUCCAUAGUAUCACUUUAAGACUAUUUGUAAGUACUGACUGAGGCAGUUUAGAUAAUUAGACUAGAAAACUUUUUUUUGCUGCUUUAGACUUGAAAAACGAGUGACAGGCAGAAAAUCUGCUAAGAAGCAGUGUAAGGGAACAAACCUGAGCUAUUACUUUAUGUAGAUGAAAUGUGAGGGGUUGCAUGUAACUAAAAUAUCAAAUUAGCGUGUGAAGUUGG
This is a messenger RNA of Cariama cristata (Red-legged seriema), 4800 nucleotides long. It is a transcript of the gene JAG1, whose product is annotated as jagged 1. Gene Ontology annotation, biological process: cell communication; multicellular organism development; Notch signaling pathway. Gene Ontology annotation, cellular component: membrane. Gene Ontology annotation, molecular function: Notch binding; calcium ion binding. Lineage: Eukaryota; Metazoa; Chordata; Aves; Cariamiformes; Cariamidae. The record is from RefSeq and is a predicted model, not a curated record.